Messenger RNA from Mercurialis annua (annual mercury), 1066 nucleotides. Its product is annotated as transcription termination factor MTEF1, chloroplastic. The transcript has a single exon. Bases 47 to 949 code for a protein of 300 amino acids. The record is from RefSeq and is a predicted model, not a curated record. Gene Ontology annotation, molecular function: double-stranded DNA binding. Gene Ontology annotation, biological process: regulation of DNA-templated transcription. NCBI's taxonomy places the organism in Eukaryota, Viridiplantae, Streptophyta, Magnoliopsida, Malpighiales, Euphorbiaceae.
AUUACAAAAAAUAAACAUUUUCUUCUUCCUCAAACAACACUAAACAAUGCCAGUUACAGCAGCAACAGCUUUACACUCAACUCUCUGUUUCUCAUCCCAAACACCUUCAAAUGCACACAACCCACUCACCAACUUAUCAGCAAAGCCAACCAAAAGCCUCCUCCACAAGCACCCCCUCUACACCCCACUCCAAACCAACAUAACCACCCAAAUUCAAGAGAAAAUCCUAUGCCUAGAGAUCAUGGGAAUCGACUCCGGCGAAGCGUUAUCUCAAAACCCGCAUCUCCAUUCCGCUUCGCUCGAUUCAAUCCACGCAAUCAUCUCGUUUCUUCACUUGAAAGGCGUCCGACAAAGCGACUUGGCGCGAAUAUUCGGCAUGUGCCCUCAACUCCUCACCUCCAACGUAAAAUCUGACCUCACCCCAGUCUUUGAUUUCUUGCAAUACAAUCUAAAGGUGCCCGAAAAUAAUUUUCGGAAAGUUGUUAAUAAGAAUCCAAGGCUGCUUAUAUGUAGCGUUAGAGACCAGCUUAAACCGUGUUUAAACUAUCUUCAAAGACUUGGGUUUAAAGACUUAGGAAAUUUAGCUUAUCAAGAUUCUAUAUUGUUGGUUUCUAAUGUGGAGAACACAUUGGUUCCUAAGCUUAAGUAUUUGGAGAGUAUUGGAUUGUCUGAAGAUGAGGCUAUUGGUAUGGUUUUGAGAUGUCCUUCAUUGUUUACUUUUAGUGUAGAGCAUAAUUUUAAGCCUAAGUUUGAGUAUUUUGUUGAGGAAAUGAAGAGGGAUUUGGAGGAGUUGAAGGAGUUUCCUCAGUAUUUUUCUUUUAGUUUGGAGAAUAGGAUUAAGCCAAGAUAUUUGGAGAUUAGUGAGAGUAGAGUUGAGAUGUCUUUGGCAGUUAUGCUUAAGAGUACUGAUGAAGAGUUUAAAGAGUUGCUUAGUGGAGGAGGUGGAUAAGAUUAGUUGUGAAAUUUUUUUUAGGUUUAUUUGUACUUUUUGUAAUUGGCAUUUUUUUGUCAUUUGUAAAUUUGGAAUGUGAUUUACUAAUUUGUAUAAUGUAUGCUUGAGUGGAAA